AUGGGCUCCAAAUAUUUACUUUUCGCCCUUGUGGCUUUGGUGCUUACAUCUAGCAGCACCUUUGCAGCCGAUGCUGAUAAUGCUGAUAUGGAACAUCGUAUGGAGGAUUCGACUGAGUCGCCCGUUGCUGACUUAGCGGUUUUAGACUCCCAAAUGAAAACCUCAACUGAGCGGCCAACUACUGCAACUAUUAAAGCGCAAGCUGCGGCAGCUACGAAAAGUGAGCAGCCACAAAAUGCUCAGCCCCAUACAGUCGCCGACUUUAUCAUACACCCUCUGAUCGCUUUUAAACCGCGUUCUCCCGAAGAGGGUUUGGCUGGCAAACAAGCUGGCGAUUCGUCCACCACAACAACGCCUUCCCCCUGGACACUAUUCGGUUUUAAUGCCGGCCAGGGUUUGGGAUCAACCGUCUCAUCAUCGGUCUCAUCAUUGGCCGGCUCUGUCAGUGGCUGGUUGACCGAUCGUAUCCAAUUGCCUGGUUUGGUGGACUCGCCCAUACGUGAUUCAAGCACGACCAGCACGACCACUACAACAACAACAACACAACGUCCAGAUAUUGUUGUACGUGUGCAGCACAAGGGUUCAACACGUCGUCCACUCAUAUCGAUCACCAACGAAAAUCGUCCACAUCGCUUCUAUAGCAAUAAUAAUAAUAAUUUAAAUGUCCAAUACGAUGAUGAACUAGACGACGAUUUGGAUGACCCACUCGAAGAAGAGGAAGAGAUUAUUAAAAAUAAGAACAGGCGUAGAAAUAAUAAGAACAAUAAUAACAGACGCAGGCCAAACCGUGAAGAGGAAGAAAUUGACGAUGAUGAAGACGAAGAAGAAGAAGAUAUUCGCCCUGUACGGCGCCCACAACAGAAUCGACCACAACGUCGCCGUCGUCCCAUUGUCGAAGAUGACAUCUCCGAAGAAGAAGUAGAAGAUAACGAUGACGGUCCCCAGUCCGACGAAUUUGUUGAUGAUGAAGACGAAGAAGUUAUUGAAGAUGAUGAAGAAGAUGAAAAUGUGGAAAAUGAUGAAAACGACGAGGAAGAAGAACCUGUGCCUCAGAACGUGAAUACUCGCCGCCGUCCGGUACAGUACAAUGGUAACAACCGCCCGCGUCAGCAACCACAACGCCGUCGCCUUAUCGUAGGCAGUCAGCGCCAGCAACCCAGUAGCGUUAUUCGGCGUAUAACAAAACCCAUCGAAAGUGAAGACGACGAAGACGAUGGCGCCGAUGAGCACUUCUAUUACAGCAGCCGCCCCUCUACAAAACGCUCUCAGAAUGAUGCCACCCUUUUUCGGCGUGGACAGGACAACGUAAUUAAACAGAUACGUCAAUUAACGGGCGGCCAUACACCCGCUGAGAUUGGCGCACUAUUAAGCACAUCUCCGGCGCAGACGGGCAGUAAACAGAAUCGACGACGGACGACACUUUUUGUUAAUCGCAAUGGGCAAACCUACUACUUGGCGCCUGAACUUCUAAACAACGAACUUCCACAAGUGCAUCAACUCAAGGAAGGAGCCACAAAGUUUCCACAACCCCCCUUGACGGUGCCGCUCAAGCGCAAGAAUGCUCCUACCCAGUAUAUCACAAUUCCUUGGUCGCAAUUAGGUAUCACACAACCCAAUAACCUUCAUUCUGUUGUCGAAGGCGUGCAGAGUCAGCCACUCAUCUUGAAUAUUCCAGCCAGCGCCAUUCAAGCUAUGCAGAAUCAAAGCUCAAAACGUAAGAAGCAACCCGCCAUCACUUCUGAAGCUGUGCCGCUUUUGGCCGAGGCUUCGAUUAUGGACGUCUUUAAGCCACCGAAAAUUCCACACGAUCGCCAUUCCAUGGAUGCGUCAGUUCAAAAACCCGCCACCGGAGGCAUGCCUGUAAUUAUUGCAUCAAAGAAGAAGAAAAAUAAGCCAGCUAGCAGCAGCAAUGCAGCCACAACUGCUACGAACCUACCACAGCGCAUACGCCCAGGAACGGUUGUCGAAAAAUCGCCUGCCACCGCAGACGUGCAGCCGGAAGCUGCUGAAGAAAUGUCCGCCCAAGAAGCGGUACACAAUGGGGACAACGAAUACAUCCUUGUGGGUGAAGAUAAUGAGCCCAGUCUGACGCAGCAGGUGCAGCCCGUAUAUGGUGAGGCGCGUUAUGUCUACGGUGCUAAUGGCUCACCCUACUUUGAGGUGCUGAAAAAUGGGCGAGUUGCACAACUGCGUAGAAGCGGACGUGAGCUCGAGGUGCCAGCAGCUGGUGAGCCGAACUUAGACCAGUUGCAGCCGGUGAGUGGCGAACAAUUCAUACCUGUAAAAGUUAUCAGCGAGCCAGAAGAGUCGGCGCCUGCAAAGGACUUGCAGGUCGCAGUGGAAGCGCAACCACAAAAAAUUGAAACAAAAGUGGGACAGGCGGAAGCAGUGCAAACAGAAGUAGAACAGAAGGCGUUAGAAGGCGCUGAUGUGCCGGUAAAGGUGACGGUGGAGGAGAAUAAGACCGGCGAAGGGGCGGUGGCGACUGCGUAACGGGAUGGGCAGACGAAAGACUAAAUUAAGUGGGCAGUUUCUUAAUUUUAAG
Messenger RNA from Rhagoletis pomonella (apple maggot), 2545 nucleotides. RefSeq names its product probable serine/threonine-protein kinase kinX. NCBI's taxonomy places the organism in Eukaryota, Metazoa, Arthropoda, Insecta, Diptera, Tephritidae. The transcript has 2 exons. The record is from RefSeq and is a predicted model, not a curated record. Bases 1 to 2493 code for a protein of 830 amino acids.